Molecule: messenger RNA, 2835 nt
Organism: Hyaloperonospora brassicae
Lineage: Eukaryota; Oomycota; Peronosporomycetes; Peronosporales; Peronosporaceae
Source: the annotation of a GenBank genome assembly
AUGAUGCUACGACGCCGCCCGUGCGUGCGUCUGCCCAGCAGGUACUCUGCCCGCGCCUCGCACGCGUCGACGUCGGACGAGAUACGCAGCUGCUUCCUGCACUUCUUCGAAGCGCAAGGCCAUCGCGUCGUACCCAGCGCGUCGCUCGUCCCACCGGAGAAUGACUCGUCGCUGCUGUUUGUGAAUGCCGGGAUGGUGCCAUUCAAACAGGCGUUCCUCGGUCUCGAUGGCGGGGCAGAGGCGCGCGGCUUCUCGAGAGCCACGUCAGCGCAGCGCUGUGUGCGAGCUGGCGGCAAGCACAAUGAUCUGGACCAAGUGGGACUUACACGCCGCCACCACACGAUGUUUGAGAUGUUGGGCAACUUUAGUUUCGGCGAUUAUUUUAAAGAACAGGCAAUCGCAAUGUGCUGGCGCUUCCUGACUGAUGAAUUGAGUCUGUCUGCUGACAGGCUGCACGUGACAGUGCUGAAAAGCGAUCACGAGACCCGCCACCUGUGGAAGCAGAUCUCUGGGCUGCCUGACCACAAGAUCCGAGAACUGGACGAGCGUGACAAUUUUUGGGCAAUGGGCGAUUUGGGUCCAUGUGGUCCAUGCUCAGAGGUGUUUUACGACUUGGGAGAUCACAUGGACGACCCAGACGAACGCUUUUUGGAGCUAUGGAAUCUCGUCUUUAUGCAGUUCUUCCGCAGCAAAGGCACAGGCAAGCUGCAAGCGCUUCCUGCGUGUUCUGUCGACACUGGAAUGGGCCUUGAGCGUGUGGCAUCCGUUCUUCAGGGGGUCCCUUCUAAUUACCACACGGACAGUUUUGUGCCCUUGUUGGAAGAGGUUGCAUCGGUGCUGGAUGCUCGUCGAUUGCCAACUUCGCGCCCAUCAUUCAUAGCUGCUUUUGAAGAGGAAAACGACCCACGCAAAAAUGUGUUCGGCACUGGAAAGGAGAUUCAGGCUCUCCGAAUCAUCAGUGACCACCUUCGCGCAACUUAUGCACUGCUGCACGAUGGCGUCUUUCCGUCAAAUGUGGGUCGUGGCUACGUGUUACGGCGUAUCAUCAGACGAGCUAUUCGGCAUGCUCAACAGCUCGGUGUCCAUAGUGGCUCGGACGGUACUUUGGCCUCCGUUGCAGUUCCAGUUUGGACAAAAACGUCAGGCUUUCAGCAAAUGCGUGCAAUCGUGCUGAACGAAGAGAAAGCAUUUGAAAAGAUGCUGCACGACAACCAAGGCGUGAUCGAGAAAGUAUUCUCCAAGUCGGCUGCAACAUUGUCGGGCGCCGAUGCUUUCCGACUCUACGACACUUACGGCAUCCCACUUGAUAUCACGCAGGUGUUAGCGGAAGAAAAAGGUCUCACCGUUGACGUCGAGGGAUACAAGACGCAUGUAAAGAAUCAGAAACAACGAAGCAGUGACUGCAGUUUGUUCCCUGGGCAACACAGAGAGUCGUCACAGUAUGCAAAGCAGUCAUCAGCUGGCCCGGUGAAACCUCUGGUAAGUAUAUUCGUGGGCUAUGAACAACUCAGCGUGUCAGACGCUCGUAUACUGGACAGUUGGCCACACUCGGAUGACAAGGGGAGAGCGUCGACUGGAUUCAGCGUGAUUCUUGACCGCUGUCCAUUUUAUCCAGAAGGAGGAGGCCAAGCAGGCGAUCGCGGACGUCUAGUGAUUCAUUCUGCGGACGGUACGCACCGGAUCGGUGUUGUCGUCGAAAACACGACGAAUUUGAACGAGGGGGCUAUUGCACUGAAGUGCGCGCUGCCAGAGGAUAUGGCGUUCGCUGAUGUUGCAGGUCUGCUGUUUCCGGCUGAUGGUUCAGCGCCCACCGUGGAAGCACAUGUGGACUCUAAGUUCCGUUCUGGCUGCGCAGUGCACCACACAGCGACGCACCUGCUGCAGCGUGCACUUAAGGCCGAGUUGGGUGAGCACGUCACACAGGCUGGCUCGCAAGUUACGAGUGAUCGUCUUCGUUUCGAUUUUGCUCAUUUCGGGGCUCUUUCUGUUGACGAAAUGGCGAGCGUAGAGGCAAGAGUCAAUCAGUUUGCAGCUGCUGCGUUGGAUGUGAGAACGGUUGAGUUGACGCGAGGAGAAGCUGAGCGCAGUGGCGCUAUUUGCAACUUUGGCGACAAAUACGGAGACGUCGUGCGUGUCGUUCACGUAGGCGACGUUGGUGACAUUGCAGAAGCUGGCGCGGCUGAAGGACCUGUAUCGAGCGAGUUUUGCGGUGGAACACACGUGUCCAACACGCGUGAGGUGUUUCCCUUCGUCCUGGUAAGCGAGGGGUCAGUUGCUGCUGGCACGCGACGUGUGGAGGCUGUGGCAGGAUUCGCCGGUGCAAUACACUUACAGGCAAAAGCGCAGACGCUGAGGGAGGUAGCAGACCAUUUGUCGACGACGCCUGCGAAGGUUGUGGAGCGCGUCACCAAGAUGCAGAAACAGGUGAAGCAGCUCGAGAGUCGGGCUCAAGCUCUCGGCGACGCUUUGGCCACGCUUCCAUCAACGCCUUUUGUAGAAGGACCUCUAUUCGGAACUGCGGGCGCUCCUCAAGUAGCGCUGCAUGUCUUGGAUGUCGCUGGAGUCGGCGAUGUCUCCAAGAUACUCAAACGCCGAGCUGAGUUUCUGGCCAAGCAAACUGCGCCUGACAUGGUGCUGCUCCUGAAGCUUGGCUCGCAGAUCGCGUGCUCCACCAGCGCUGCGUCAAAAGUACAUGCUGGUGAGGUGCUACAGCAGCUGGUGAAGCCAUUGGGCGGUCGCGGAGGUGGCAACGCCCGCUUUGCACAAGGCUCCGUGCCUGCCGAGCUCGUCCCGCUCGAGAUUGCUCGUCGUGUGCUGAAUAAAGCGGACGAAUAG